This is a messenger RNA of Fonsecaea pedrosoi CBS 271.37, 1335 nucleotides long. RefSeq names its product fumarate hydratase, class II. Bases 1 to 1335 code for a protein of 444 amino acids. Gene Ontology annotation, molecular function: fumarate hydratase activity. The record is from RefSeq and is a predicted model, not a curated record. Gene Ontology annotation, cellular component: tricarboxylic acid cycle heteromeric enzyme complex; mitochondrion. NCBI's taxonomy places the organism in Eukaryota, Fungi, Ascomycota, Eurotiomycetes, Chaetothyriales, Herpotrichiellaceae. The transcript is spliced from 3 exons. Gene Ontology annotation, biological process: fumarate metabolic process; tricarboxylic acid cycle; malate metabolic process.
AUGUCAGAGCGGAUACAUAGCUCAUUUCAGAAUUUUCGGAUCAACCAGGAACGCGAUCGCAUGCCAACCUCGGUGAUCCGUGCCUUUGGUAUCAUCAAAGGUUCUGCAGCAAAGGUCAAUGUGGAGCAUAACGCACUGGACGCGAAACUCGGACAAGCCAUUCAGCAGGCAGCUGGGGAAGUGGCUUCGCUGGCACUGAUAGACCACUUCCCUUUGGUGGUAUGGCAAACUGGGUCAGGCACGCAGACCAACAUGAACUCCAACGAAGUCAUCUCGAAUAGAGCCAACGAGAUUCUUGGCCAUCCGCUCGGUCAGAAGAAACCGGUCCAUCCCAACGACCAUGUCAACAUGUCCGGCUCUUCAAACGAUGGGUUUGCAACCGCCAUGCAUAUUGCUGCCGUCCUGGACCUGGAGGACCUGUUACUCCCAGCAUUGACUAGCCUCCGCGACAUCAUGAAGAAGAAGAGCGAGCAAUUUGCUCAUAUCAUCAAGAUCGGACGGACUCACCUCCAAGAUGCCGUGCCACUCUCACUGGGACAGGAAUUUUCUGGCUUCGAGAAACAACUCGAGCUGGGAAUCCAGCGGGUCGAACAAGGACUCGAAGGUCUCCGCUUUCUGGCCAUGGGUGGGACGGCCGUUGGGACAGGUUUGAACACAUACAAAGGAUUUGACGAGGCCUUUGCGGCUGAAGUCAGUCGGGUCACAGGCAAACGCUUCUUCACGGCACCCAACAAGUUCGAGGCCAUUUCCGCGAACGACGCCAUUGUCUAUGCCUCUGGCGCACUCAACACGGUGGCCUGCUCCCUGUUCAAGAUUGCCCAGGAUAUCCGCUUCGAAGGGAGCGGGCCACGGUGUGGCUUGGGGGAAUUGCUCUUACCCGAGAACGAACCAGGCUCGUCUUUCAUGCCGGGUAAAGUGAAUCCGACACAAUGUGAAGCCAUGACCAUGGUCUGUGCGAAGGUCGUAGCGAACCACGCAGCCAUCACUCUGGGAGGUCUGAGCGGACAGUUUCAAUUGAACGCGUUCAAGCCCCUCUUGAUCUCUGAUUUCCUGCACUCGGUGCGAAUCUUGAGCGACGCCAUGCGCAGUUUUGAAAAGAACCUUUUGGAAGGGCUCCGCGCGGACGAGAGACGCAUCAACUACCUGUUGGGACAGAGCCUGAUGCUCGUGACGUGCCUUAGCGGGAGACUGGGGUAUGACUUGGCCUCAAAGGUCGCGAAGCAUGCCUAUAAGCACGAUCUCACCCUCAAGGCCAGCGCGGUGGAGCUCAACGCUCUGAGCGAAGAAGAAUUCGACCUUCUCGUACGGCCUGAGAAUAUGAUUGCUCCGUCAUAG